GCAGGAGUGGGCGGGGCAGGGGGAACAUUAUAAUUGGACGAGUCUGGGAUCCCUGAGUCCUACUCAGCCCAAGCGGAGACCGAGGAGGAGGUUCCCCAGGAGCCGGUCGCAAGAUGAAGGUUCUGUGGGCUGCGCUGGUGGUCGCGCUCCUGGCAGGAUGCUGGGCCGAUGUGGAGCCGGAGUCGCCGCUCCCGGGGCAGCCGGAGCCCGAGCUGGAGCCCGAGCUGGAGCCCAAGCGGGAGCUGGAGCAGGAGGUGGAGGCCGAGGCCGAGUGGCAGGCUGGCCAGCCCUGGGAGCUGGCGCUGGCCCGCUUCUGGGAUUAUCUGCGCUGGGUGCAGACGCUGUCUGACCAGGUGCAGGAGGACAUGCUCAACAGCCAGGUCACCCAGGAACUGACGACGCUGAUGGAGGAGACCAUGAAGGAGAUCAAGGCCUACAGGGCGGAGCUGGAGGAGCAGCUGGGCCCCAUGGCCUCGGAGACGCAGGCCCGCGUGGCCAAGGAGCUGCAGGCGGCGCAGGCCCGGCUGCGCUCGGACAUGGAGGACGUGCGCACCCGCCUGACGCAGUACCGCAGCGAGGUGCAGGCCAUGCUGGGCCAGAGCACCGAGGAGCUGCGGGCGCGCUUCGCCUCGCACAUGCGCAAGCUGCGCAAGCGGGUGCUGCGGGACGCCGAGGACCUGCAGAAGCGCCUGGCCGUGUACCGGGCCGGGGUGCGCGAGGGCGCCGAGCGCAGCGUCAGCUCCAUCCGCGAGCGCCUCUGGCCGCUGCUGGAGCAGGCGCGCACGCAGAGCAAGACAUGCCACACCCGUCCCUGA
Molecule: messenger RNA, 815 nt
Organism: Leptonychotes weddellii (Weddell seal)
Lineage: Eukaryota; Metazoa; Chordata; Mammalia; Carnivora; Phocidae
Source: RefSeq, a predicted model, not a curated record